UUUUUAAAAUUACUUCAUAGAGACUUGUUCGAUUUAAAACGUUUAUCAAAUUUUGCAUGUGCAACACUGAACUGUCAUUCUUGUCAAAACGAACAGUGCCAAUAGCAUCUGACAGCAAAUUCGUCAACAUGCUUUUGCUAUUGUUAUUGCAGUCUUUAGCAACGUGAAUUUUAGUAAUAAUUACUAAUACUUUUUAUACAAUUUAUUAUGUGAAAACAAUAAUAUAAGAUGAGUGUUUAUCACGAUGAGGUCGAAAUCGAAGACAUGGAAUAUGACGAAGAAGAAGAAGUUUAUUAUUACCCAUGUCCGUGUGGUGAUCGAUUUCAGAUAACCAAGGAAGAACUUAUGGAGGGCGAAGAAGUGGCCACUUGCCCGAGUUGUUCACUCAUUAUUAAAGUAAUAUAUGAUGCGACUAUGUUUAAAGCAGAGGAAGAUGAAGAGACCGUGCUCAAUGAUAAACUGAAAGAUAUGACGUUGGAAAAGCACUGAGAACUGAGAUACGAAAAAUAUCAAUUUCUUUUGUAAAAAGAUUUUUAUAUUUCUGUAAUAUAUUUUAAAUAUAUGUUGACUAGAGUAAACAAUUAUGCCUUCUGUCUGGCUUAUCUUACACAUACAUAUUUUCAAUAUUUUUUGCAGUAGUAAAUUUUUUGUUCAGCUUACAUCUAAAAUUUAAACAUUAAUGGAGUUAAAAAAUAUUAAUAUUCGUUCAAUACUGCAAUUACAUACUCGUAUGUGUAUAUAUAUAUGGAAUAUAGGCUGCCCGUUCUGCCUAAUUUCACAUUAAAAUAUUCAAGCAAAAUAAAUAAUUUCUAGUCUAAAUGUAGAUAUAUCAACAGUUAGAUAAUUUUAAUAACGAAACUAAUUUGUUAUGAUAGGAAAUAAAUAAUGUUACUAAAAUAUAUGAUUAAA
Molecule: messenger RNA, 909 nt
Organism: Bactrocera oleae (olive fruit fly)
Lineage: Eukaryota; Metazoa; Arthropoda; Insecta; Diptera; Tephritidae
Gene: Dph3
Product: Diphthamide biosynthesis 3
Source: RefSeq, a predicted model, not a curated record